Messenger RNA from Marchantia polymorpha subsp. ruderalis, 1063 nucleotides. The record is from the annotation of a GenBank genome assembly. Lineage: Eukaryota; Viridiplantae; Streptophyta; Marchantiopsida; Marchantiales; Marchantiaceae.
ACGCCUCCUGUGAACAAGGUGACGAGGAGGUCGAGCAUCCGGUACAUAAGAGUGAAGGACUUGAGAGAGCCAGGAAGUCGUGUCUUUUGCUGCAGCCGAGUGCGUCUUUGGAUUUCUUCAACAGAAAACUGCAACAGCAGAUUGUUGAAAGUUUAGAGUUUCAUUUCGUCAUCAUGGGUGUCAAGGUGUAUGGAAUUCCCAUGUCCACUGCCACGAGGAACGUCUUGAUGGUUCUGAUGGAGAAGGAGGUCGAUUUCGAGCUGGUGCCAGUGGACAUGAAAAAUCUAGGACACAAAUCACCCGAACAUUUGGCUAUGAACCCCUUCGGCAAAGUCCCCGUGUAUCAGGACGAUGAUAUCACUUUGUUCGAGUCCCGGGCGAUUAAUCGAUAUGUUGCCAGCAAGUACGAGGGUCAAGGAACACCUCUGCUUGGGUCAACUCCUAAAGAGCAAGCUCUUGUCCAGCAAUGGAUGGAGGUAGAAGGACAGAGCUACUAUCCACCUUGCGGGGCUCUCGUGUCGCAGCUCUUCUUCAACAAGAUAUUCACAGGCCAAGGUCCCGAUCCGGCCAUCGUUGAAGUCAACGAAGCAAAAUUCAAUGCUGUCUUGGAUAUUUACGAGGCCCGGCUUUCCGAGAGCAAGUAUCUGGCCGGUGAUUUCUUCUCUCUUGCGGAUAUCGGUCAUUUGGCUCACACUGAAUACUUCAUGGCGCACACCGGAAAGGCCGAUCUCAUUAACAGCAGGAAGCAUGUGGCAGCUUGGUGGAAGGAUAUCUCCACCAGACCCACAUGGAAGAAGGUGAUAUCAUACGGACAGUAGUUCCGUAACUCUUUGUACAUAGUCUGACACCAUUUUGAAUUAGCUGAAUGUCCUACUUGAAUUGGUAUAGCGAGCACUGUAAACGGCGAGAUAAGACAUCUUCGUUCUUCGUCAAAGGAUCUGAGCUCUCAAUCGCUCUUGUGCGGACUAGAUGAGCCGACAGGCUUUCCAUUCAACUCUGGAAUGUACUCAGUUUCAACUCGAGGCUUUGUUUCAGUAAAGCGAAUUUAUUGAGCAGAUGAAAU